AACGCCUUCAUUGUCUGAAAAUUCAGAAAAGCAACGUGCAAUAUGUACGUGACCCAACUCGUGGCCGUAGUGGUUACGGGAUAUUUUUGCUCUUUGAAUGCCAAAUGGUUAAUAAAUAUGGAAAUAGGAAUAUAGAAAUAAAGCUCAUCUUUUGCAUGAACAAGUUUUUCUUUCAUAUGUAUAAAAGAGAAAGCUUCAACAUAAUAAUCCCCCAAAAAAAAAAAAGGCAAAAAUGGUGAACCUUUUCACUGCACUGAAUCCACUCCUCCGAGCCUUGAUGAAGCUGUACGGAAUGGGCGCUCAAGCAGUGGAGAUCCAACCAGGAAAGGUUAUCAACUUCUGGGCUCCAAUCCAAACCAUCAAAAACUACAAAAACAACAAGAAGUCCAAGAAGCCCACCACCACCAUCAACGACACCGAAAAACCUGUUGUAGUUUUUAUUCACGGCUUUGCGGGAACAGCUGUCCUAACAUGGUUGUUUCAGGUCGCAGCAUUGUCGGGAAAUUACGCAGUUUAUGUUCCCGACCUUCUCUUCUUCGGCGGCUCCAUUACCGACAGCCCACAUCGGUCGCCGGAGUUCCAGGCGGAAUGUUUGGCCAGGGGCUUAAAAUUGUUGGGUGUGGAGAGGUGUACCGUAGUUGGUUGCAGCUACGGCGGGUUUGUCGGGUCGAAGAUGGCGGAGUCGGAUCCUGUAUUGGUUGAGUCGCUGGUGCUGUCCAACUCAAUUGUGGGUUUUUCCGAAUUGCAGAGCCAAGAAGCACUUGACAGGCUUGGGUUUGAAUCUUGGACCCAAUUUUUGAUGCCCAAUAAUGUGGAAGGCCUUAAAAUGCUUUUGGGUCAUGUAAUUUACUGGCGGCCUUGGUUCCCAGAUUGGGCUUAUAAGCACUUCUUGAAGGUGAUGUUUGAAAAUCGAGAGGAGAGAGCUGAACUUAUGAAGGCCGUGAUUAUCAAGAACGAUGAGUAUGUUAUUCCUAAUUAUUCACAGAAAAUAUACAUAUUGGCCGGAGAGGAAGACAAGGUUUUCAACCUGGAACUUGUCCACACAACAGCAAAUCAACUAGGUGAGAAAGCAAGUCUGCAUUGUAUAAAGAAAGCAGGCCAUCUUGUUCACUUGGAACGACCCUUUGUCUACAAUCGCUGCCUUAAGAAAAUUCUUGCAUCUUUGAGACCAGAUCAAGAUGGUGCUCAUCGCCUUCAGUGACACUCAUGAAAAUUUGAUGCAAUAAUAUAUCUAUAUCUGUUUAUUAUCUAUAUAUCUAUAUCCGUUUAUUAUCUAUAAUAUAUAGUUUUUUGGACAUAGAAGUUGUAAUUUUUCUUAGCAUUUAUAUUGUUAAGGCUAAGGAAAAUAAAUUACAAGAUGAUAAGGAAUGGAGUACUUAUUUCUGAAAUUGUUGCUCUGUUUGA
Molecule: messenger RNA, 1404 nt
Organism: Ziziphus jujuba (common jujube)
Lineage: Eukaryota; Viridiplantae; Streptophyta; Magnoliopsida; Rosales; Rhamnaceae
Exons: 4
Coding region: 233-1201 (322 amino acids)
Source: RefSeq, a predicted model, not a curated record